Odontomachus brunneus is the source of this 2105-nucleotide messenger RNA. RefSeq names its product putative fatty acyl-CoA reductase CG5065. Bases 320 to 1924 code for a protein of 534 amino acids. Gene Ontology annotation, cellular component: peroxisome. Gene Ontology annotation, molecular function: alcohol-forming very long-chain fatty acyl-CoA reductase (NADP+) activity. The transcript is spliced from 10 exons. Gene Ontology annotation, biological process: long-chain fatty-acyl-CoA metabolic process. The record is from RefSeq and is a predicted model, not a curated record. NCBI's taxonomy places the organism in Eukaryota, Metazoa, Arthropoda, Insecta, Hymenoptera, Formicidae.
CGUGACGGAGCUCAGUAAGUUCGCGAACAUCGCGUGCAAUCCUACCUAAUCUCGCAGAUUCGCAAGCGUGGGAGAGCGUAGAACGCAGCGUCGCACCGAUCGUAGGUGAUCCAACGGAUUCAAGUCGGCACGUGUAGAGAAUCGUCGACAAGCUGUUGCAGACGGAAACUGUUGCGACCGGCAUUGCGAUUAAACCAGAACCGGGACAAUUUGCGAAAUUAAUUCGCAACAGCGAAAGGAUGGAGGCGUAGCCGAAAAAGAUAAUUACAGGGAUUAGAAAUAUGUGCAACAUUUCGUGCAGUAGACGUUCCUUUAGCGCAUGUGCGAAAGGCUUAAAGAUUACACGUUACAACGCACGACCAUGGAUGGCCCAAAGACUGCAAUCCAAUCCUUCUACAAAGACAAAAUCAUCUUCAUUACCGGCGCUACCGGUUUCAUGGGGAAAGUACUUUUGGAGAAGUUGCUGUACAGUUGCUCCGACCUCGACAAAGUCUACAUCCUCAUGCGACCCAAGAGAGGUCGCAGUAUCGAACUCCGGCUCGACGACAUGUUCAAGUUGCCCAUGUUCCACAGAAUACGUCAAGAGAAAGGUUACGUUUUGAAGAAAGUGCUGCCGCUGGACGGUGAUAUAACUACACACAAUUUGGGCCUUGCUGAUGAACAGCGGGAGACAUUGACGAAUGAGGUGCACAUAGUAUUUCAUCUGGCCGCGACUCUUCGAAUGGAGGCGAAACUGAAAGACUCUGUCGAGUUGAAUACGAUCGGCACGAAAAGGGUACUGGAACUGGCUCAGCAGAUGAAACACCUGCAGGUGUUGGUGCAUCUAAGCACAGCUUUCUGUCACGUCGACCAGGAGGAACUUGGGGAGACGGUCUACGACGCUUCGCAUGACCCCGACGACAUCAUAAAACUCGUUCAAUGGAUGGACGAAAGCGCCAUCGACUUGGUCACGCCUAAAUUAUUGGAACCGCAUCCGAAUACUUACACCUACACGAAGCGUUUGGCCGAAACGCUGGUGGCCAGGGAAUAUCAAAAUCUACCUUGCGUCAUCGCCAGGCCGUCAAUAGUAACUCCUGCCGUCAAGGAGCCAGUGCCGGGAUGGGUCGACAAUUUGAAUGGUCCCACUGGGAUACUCGUCGCUGGAGGCAAGGGUGUCCUCAGAACGAUGCUUUGUGACACCCAGUAUCACGCUGAAGUUAUUCCGGUUGACUUCGCAAUUAAUUCUCUAAUCGGUAUCGCCCAUAAAGUGGCUACCCAACAGAAGCAGAAAAGUAUACCUGUGUACAAUAUAACGCAGAGCGGCGUCGUACCGGUCACAUGGGGUGAUAUAUUGGAAAUGGGUAGAAACACCGUUUACCAGUAUCCUUUCGAAGGACAAGCUUGGUACCCGGGUGGCAGUCCGCAUACUAACAAGUUUGUGCAUUAUAUCUUGCUCUUCUUCUUCCACAUCAUCCCCGCGUAUCUGAUCGACUUUCUGAUGUUGAUAUUUCGGCAAAAAAGAUUUAUGGUCAGAAUCCAGAAGCGAAUCUCAGACGGCAUGCAGAUAUUGCAGUAUUUCACCAUGAGGGAUUGGAUAUUUCACAAUACCAAACUAUUGAUUAUGCGUGGCGAAAUGUCGCCGGAGGAUCAGAAAAUAUUCUCAAUCGAUUUUAAGGGAGUGAACUUAAAUGAGUAUAUGAAGGUUCUUGUUCUCGGGACUCGGCAGUACUGCAUGAAAGAGAGUUUAUCUAGUCUGUCAAAAGCUCGUCGGCAUCAGGCAAUAAUGUACGUUGUCCACCAUCUCGCGAUAUUCCUUUUCUACUUCGGCAUAUUGUACCUCAUUUACAACAACUUGGAGAUAGCAAGGUACAGCCUGGACUUCGCUACUCAGCAGAUGAAGUCGCUGCCAAUCGUAGGCGGCGUCGUGAAGAACAUUCAUCUCUGAUACUUUACCGACUUUACAUAUCUUGCAUUCCCACAUAAAACAAUGUAGUGCACUUUUUGUGCUGCAAUAAGCGUAUCUACGAGAAGUGUUUUCGAAAACUAAAAAGAAUUCAGAUGUUACCAACCUAAACGUUUAUAUUUGCAUUUUUGUGCUUUGUAAUAACAGACUAGAUUAUGUAGAA